AUGGAGUUCUAUCCCCAACUGUUUCUUAACCUAGCCGUCCCCUACGUUUCUCUGUACUUUCUCUUCCUCGUCUUCCGAAAGAAAACCUCCGCUCCUAACCUGCUGCCCAGCAAAAGAGGAUGGCCGAUCAUCGGCAAGUCCCUAGAUUUUGUUGGUGCUGCGAAGAGUGGUUGUCCCGAGAAAUUUAUAAAUGACCGAACCACCAAGUACUCGUCAGAUGUCUUCCGUACCUCGUUGCUUGGCGAGGACAUGGCCGUGUUCUGCGGGGACACCGGCAAUAAGUUCUUGUUCUCUGGCCAGAACAAGUACAUCGCCACCUUGUGGCCCACCUCCAUGAAGAAGGUGACCAUCUUCCCCGAGACCAUGGAGAAGUUCAACAAGGAUGAUCUCGAGAAAAUGCGCAGCUUCUUGCUGGAAUUCCUAAAACCCGAGGCACUCCAACAUUACAUACCUAUCAUAGACUCCAUGACUAGGGAGCACUUGGAGAGUGAUUGGUCUCCUUAUAAGAAAGUGAAGGUGUUUCCCUUGACAAAGAGCUACACCUUUGCUUUGGCAUGCCGUUUGUUCAUGAACAUUAAGGACCCUAAAAUCGUGUUGAAAUUCGGCGACCCAUUUGCUCGUAUUGCUCCGGAUUCACUUCGGUGCCUAUCAAUGUUCCAGGCACGCCAUUCAACAAAGCAGUUGAAGGAGGAAAAGUCAUAA
Messenger RNA from Eucalyptus grandis, 702 nucleotides. RefSeq names its product beta-amyrin 28-monooxygenase-like. Lineage: Eukaryota; Viridiplantae; Streptophyta; Magnoliopsida; Myrtales; Myrtaceae. Gene Ontology annotation, molecular function: heme binding; oxidoreductase activity, acting on paired donors, with incorporation or reduction of molecular oxygen; iron ion binding. Gene Ontology annotation, biological process: sterol metabolic process. The transcript has a single exon. The record is from RefSeq and is a predicted model, not a curated record. Bases 1 to 702 code for a protein of 233 amino acids.